CACUCCGCGCACGGGACCAGUCUCGCCGUGCCGCUGACGUGCGCUCGCCGUCGACACGAUGCCGUCGCCGUUCACCAAGGACCAAGACCUCAACUUAAUAAAAUUUGUCAAGAAAUCUCCUAUACUUUAUAACAACAAUCAUGACAAAUUUCUGGAUUCCGAGCAAAGGGAGAAUGCGUGGAAGAGGAUAAGCGAUGCUCUUGAAAAACCGGCAAUAGCGUGUAAAAAUCGUUGGAUUAAUAUAAGAGAUAAUAUGAGACGUAAGAUCAGAGAAAGGGAAAAGUUUUCGAAUCAACCAUGGAGGAAAAAUCAGUCUAAGUACAAAUAUAAAUAUGAAGAUGAGUUGGCGUUCCUGAUCCCGUUUUUCAGAAACAUUAACGUUGAGGGUGGAUGUUCUGAGGAAGCAGACGACUACGCAGAUAACGAGAACUCCGGGGUUGAAUCUGAGAAAGUAUUUUUUGAUAAUGAUUAUAGCACGGAAGAUGUGUUAGACGUGAAGCCUAACGUGUCUAAUUUUGUGCUCGUAAAUAAAAGACAAGAUGAAUUUAUUAAUAAUGCAAGUUUUGACAACGUUUCCACGUCACAGGAGCGACCAUUGGAUCCAGUUGCAGUGUUUCUGGAAGCCAUAGGUUCGACGCUGAGGGAAUUAAAUCCGUUUUACCUGAAUCAGGCGAAGACCAGGAUAUUCCAAGUAGUUCAGGAUUGCGAGCUUCAGCAAAUUGUCAAUAAAGGUGAACAACCGCCUAUAAAUUGAAUGAUGAAAUGUAGCCUUGACUAUUGUGACAAAGUGCCAUGUGAUUUUAAUAGUGUCGUAAGAAUAUUUUGGUAUUAAACGAUAUAAAAUGACUGUUAUGGCUGUAAAUGAAUAUUUAUUGUAAUUCGAUAUGUAUAUGUAUUAAUCAUUAAAUUAAUAUUUGGAAAAAUAAAGCUUUUACCAAAUAAGUUAAAGCUAUUGAUAUUCCGGAAGUCC
This is a messenger RNA of Pectinophora gossypiella (pink bollworm), 970 nucleotides long. RefSeq lists its product as uncharacterized. The transcript has 2 exons. Gene Ontology annotation, cellular component: transcription regulator complex; nucleus. Gene Ontology annotation, biological process: regulation of transcription by RNA polymerase II. Bases 59 to 754 code for a protein of 231 amino acids. The record is from RefSeq and is a predicted model, not a curated record. NCBI's taxonomy places the organism in Eukaryota, Metazoa, Arthropoda, Insecta, Lepidoptera, Gelechiidae.